GCAAAAAUUAGUACCAUCUCGCCAUUCAAGAUUGUCGGUCGCGCGUCGGCCGCGAAACGUAUAAUUACGAACUUUUCGACCGGUUCGUCUCACCAGAUACUCCUUGUCUAAAGCCAAAACAACACCCGAGCAUUACAAUACAAAGUGCCGCGUGAUCUUGUAUAUUUAUAAAGGGAGUUCCGUACCGCAAACACCAUUACACGCACCGUCGCCACUCACAGUACAUAAUGCCAUGUGUGCAUAGGCGUAAGAAAAUUAAAACUAGAUAAAAAAAUAUACAUUCACGACGGAGUUUUUCAAUAGUGUGACGUGUGAAAACAAGAAAAAUGACGAACAAUUAUAACAUGAAAGAGUUCAGCUCAACAGCAAUUAUAACUGAAAAUGCUUCGUUCCCCUCAACAUACUCGAUCAACGGGAAAAGUAAGGAAAAUGACACAGAAAAAGACGACUAUGAUCCUUUCUCAAACAGAAAGUUGGAACAUCCCAACUCUGACAUGCGUUCAUUCGCCAACUUGCUCAAGUCCUCGCUGGGGUCGGGGAUCCUGGCCAUGCCCGCCGCCUUCAAGAAUGCCGGAACUGUCGUCGGCAUCUUCGGAACGAUAAUACUCGGCUACAUCUGUACGCAUUGCGUCUAUUUACUGGUGAAAACAUCACAAGACGUAUCAAAAGUGUCGAAAGUGCCAUCCUUAGGAUAUGCAGAAACUCUUGAGGCGGUGUUUGCCACCGGACCGCAGAGACUUAGAAAAUUUUCAAGAGGUGCCAGAAUAUUUAUAGACUGGGCGAUGGCUUUCACCAUUCUUGGCGCCUGUGCCGUCUACGUCAUUCUUCUAGUCCAGUCUGUUAAACAGAUCGUGGACUACUUCGACCACGACAGUAGCCUGACAACCACAAUGUACUGCCUCAUGUUCCUAGUUCCUAUCCUCAUCUUCACUCAGAUCAAGAACCUUAAGUACUUGGCGCCAUUCUCCGGAUUCGCGAAUAUCCUCCUGGUCCUCACUUUUGUGAUCUGUCUGUACUAUAUUUGUGAUGAGUUCCCGAGCCUCGACUCCAAGCCGAUGUCGGUCGAUGUGGGACGACUGCCGUUGUUCAUCGGUACAGUGAUUUUCGCGAUGGAAGGCAUCGGCGUGGUGCUCCCCGUGGAGAACACGAUGGCGCGGCCGCAGCACUUCCUGGGCUGCCCCGGGGUGCUCAACAUCACCAUGGCAGUCGUCAUCCUGCUGUACAUGAUCAUGGGAUUCCUGGGAUACGUGAAGUAUGGGGAUGCGUCGCAGGGCAGCAUCACGCUGAAUCUGCCUACGGGUGAAGUGCCGGCACUCAUGGCGAAAAGCUUCAUCGUGGUGGCGAUAUUCUUCACGUACACGCUGCAGUUCUACGUGCCCAUGGAGAUCGUGUGGCGCAACACUCGCGACCGCGUGGCGCUCAAGUACCACAACCACGCGCAGGCCGCCAUGCGCGCCGUGUUCGCUUGUCUCACUGUGGCAGCGGCAGCCACGCUCCCGCGCUUAGAGCAAGUGAUCGGGCUGGAGGGUGCCUUCUUCUAUUCAUUCCUGGGCCUCAUCGCCCCCGCGCUCAUGGACCUCAUAUUCCACUGGGAGCGAGGACUCGGCCCCUACAACUACAUACUUGUCAAAGACACGAUGUUGAUCGUCUUCGGAUUCUUCGUACUAGUCACCGGAGUCACACAGAGUAUCCGGGAAAUUGUUAACAAUCCCGGCUGACUGUGAUUGUGUAGCGUACUGUUAAGUUUUCACUGUAAUUAAAUUUAAUCAUAGUAAGUAUCUACGUACCUAUAAUGUAAUUAAUUAACCAAGAACGAUUAAAUAUUUUGUUUUUUAAGAGUAUCUAUAAAUGGUACAAAAUAA
Plutella xylostella (diamondback moth) is the source of this 1862-nucleotide messenger RNA. RefSeq names its product proton-coupled amino acid transporter-like protein acs. Gene Ontology annotation, molecular function: L-amino acid transmembrane transporter activity. The record is from RefSeq and is a predicted model, not a curated record. Gene Ontology annotation, biological process: amino acid transmembrane transport. NCBI's taxonomy places the organism in Eukaryota, Metazoa, Arthropoda, Insecta, Lepidoptera, Plutellidae. Gene Ontology annotation, cellular component: vacuolar membrane.